UCGAAGGUCACAGGACUUCCUUUAGCUCUUCAGAUUUUGGGCUCCUUCCUUAUUGCAGGACAGAUGCUAGAGCAGAGCUCACAGCAAGAUAUAGCCUUGGCCAAUGGCUUUUGUGGAAGACCAAGAAGCAUCAACUUCAACACAGAUAUCUCCUUACAAAGUAUUCUUGAGUUUUAGAGGCGAAGACACACGUUUUACUUUCACUAGCCACCUUUAUACAGCUCUGGUGAAUGCUGGUAUCAAAACAUUUAGAGAUGAUAAAGAUAUUAGUAGAGGAAACACAAUAAAGUUAGAGCUGGAGAAAGGGAUUAAUCAGUCAAGUGCUUCAGUAAUUGUCUUUUCGGAGAAAUAUGCCUCUUCCAAGUGGUGCCUCAAUGAACUUGCAAUGAUCCUUGACCGAAGUAGAACCUCUAAACAUAUAGUUUUACCAGUUUUCUAUCAUGUCGAACCUACAAAUAUUAGAAGACAGUCAGGCAGCAUUGGAGAAGCAUUUGCUGACUACGAUAAGGAAAUUGAACGAGAAAGUAAUGUAGAAAAGAAAAAGGAAUUGGAGGAGAAUAUAAUAAAGUGGAGGGAAGCUCUUGAACAUGCUGCAAAUAUAUCUGGAAUGGAAUUAAAAAAGGAAGCUAACAGGGAUGAGGCAGAAUUUAUUCAAAAAGUUGUAAAAGAGGUACGGAAUAAAUUAAGACUUAAAAGCAUGGAUGUCCCUCCAUACCUGGUAGGAAUGUCUUCACAUAUGAGAGACAUUGAUUUGUGGAUACGAGAUGCUGCUACCAAUUCUAGCAUACUGGUGAUAGUUGGCAUGGGUGGUAUCGGGAAGACAACAAUUGCGAAGUGUGUCUUUAAUAAGUACCAUGAAGAUUUUGAUGGUUCUAGCUUUGUCUCUGAUAUAAAGGAAAGAUCAAAACAAACUAAAGGUUUAAUUAAAAUACAAAAGCAACUUCUUUCAGAUAUAUGCAACAGAACGGAAGAACUAUAUAUUGUUGAUCAAGGAAUGCAUCAGAUUAGAGAUGCCAUCAGUUGCAAACAAGUUCUUCUAGUUCUAGACGAUGUAGAUCACAUCAGCCAAUUGAAUGCAAUAUUCGGAGUGCACGGUAGCUUAUUUGAGGGAAGUAAGAUUGUUAUUACAACCUGGAAUGAGAAUUUGAUAAAAUCAUUUAUGAUUCAUAAGCUGUAUAAGGUCAAAGCUUUAAGGAAUGAUGAAUCGGUUGAGCUCUUCAGUUUUCAUGCUUUUCAACAAGGGCACCCACCUGAUGUAUACAUGGAGCAGACAAAAAAAAUAGUUAAACUUUGUGAAGGACUUCCAUUAGCUCUUCGGAUUUUGGGGUCUUCUCUUAUUGAUAAGGAAUUAGAAUUAUGGGUUUGUCUAGCAAAGAAGUUAGAAACAAUUCCUGAAGGUGAAAUUGUAGAAAAACUCAAGAUCACUUAUGAUUCCUUGCCCGAAGAUAUCAAGGAUAUAUUCCUUCAUAUUGCCUGUUUUUUUCCUGGUGAAGACCGUGAUAAAACAGUUGAGAUACUAGAUGCAUGUGAGAUGCACGCACUUGUUGGUAUUGAUUAUCUCCGUGAUCGAUGUCUUCUGGAAAUUGCUUCUAAUAAUAGGAUAACGAUGCAUCUAUUAGUUAGAGCCAUGGGAAGAGAUAUUGUUCGCCAAGAAUCACCUAAUGAGCCUGGGGAACGCACUAGGUUAUGGAAUUCAAAGGAUUGCUUUGAUGUACUAUAUGAUAAAACUGGUACAAAAUCAUUGCAAGCUCUAGCCUUUCACAUGAAAAUCAAUUCAAAAGAAAACUCAGAUGACCCAUACUUCGACACUGAAGCAUUUGCGAUGAUGCAGAAAUUGAAGUUUCUGCAGCUCAGUAAUUUAGAACUCAGUGGAAGCUAUGGAAAAUUUCCUAGAAGCUUACGAUGGUUGUCCUGGCAUGGAUGUAACUCUGAAUAUGUACCUAAUGAUCUAUCUUUGCGGCGGCUGGUUUGUCUUGAUAUGCAGCAUAGUGCCUUGGUGCAAGUAUGGAAGGAUUCAAAGUGUCUUCCAGCACUGAAGAUCCUCAACCUUAGUCAUUCUGAAAAGCUUAACAAAAGUCCAGACUUCUCAAAGCUCCCAAAACUUGAGAAAUUGUUCCUCAAAGGUUGUACAGAAUUGGUUGAAAUUUGUGAAUCCAUUAUAUCCGCGGAGGGGCUUGUUUUACUGGACGUUAAAGAUUGCAGAAAAUUAACUAAGCUUCCUAGAAGCAUAGGCAACCUAAAAUCUCUUGAAAUCUUGGAUAUCUCUGGUUGCUCUGGUCUUAGGGAGUUUCCUGGGGGGCUAAUUAAUUUGCAGUUGCUGAAAGAGUUUUGUGCUGAUGACUUGGACAUGAAUGCAUUACUUCCUCUGGCUAAAGAACUCCGAAGUUGGAACUCUUUCCCCCAAUGUAUAAGGAAAUUAAGUCUUGCUCGUUGCAAUUUAUCAAAUGAUCAUUUCCCCCAAGAUUUAAGUAACUUGCCUUCAUUAACAUAUUUGGAACUGAGUCAGAACUUAUUUACGAGCCUCCCAGACAGCUUCCAAACUCUUCGGAAGCUUGAAAAACUUUGCUUAAACCACUGUCCACUGCUUCAGUCUGUUAGAGGUCUCCCUAGGAAUUUAAAAAAUCUUCUUAGGGUAGGCCAUGCGAAGUUUGCUGAGCAGGCUGAUGCAUAUUACCUUGAAUGUCUUCAGUGCCGCAGUCUGGUCGAAGUUGAGGGCUGUUUCAAGAGGGUAUCUAUCAGAUAUGUGGACAGAAGAAUAAAAAAGAACUUGGGGUUGCUGGAACUGGAAAAGAAAUUGAUAGAACUUGAUCUGUACAAGGAUAUCAAGGUGACACAUGAAUAUGGCAUAUUCAGCACGUGGGUUCCAGGGGAUGAGCUUCCAGGAUGCUUCACCUUUAAAAAAGAGGACAUAACAGGGCUAACAUUUAUUGUUCCAAAUAACCUUGAGAUCCAGGGCUUGACUGUAGGAUUUGUCUAUGAUGGGGAACCACGAGAAACAUAUUUUUUGGUGUUGGUGACAGUUUAUAAUCGAACCAAGGAUUUGAGAUGGAAUUAUGAUGUUAUUUCCCGCUCACAUAUCAGUGUCUUAUGGCUGAUCUACUUCAAGUUGGGAACAUUACUUGAAGCUGGGGAUGAAAUUACUAUUUCAGUUAGAAAAAGCCCUUCUAUCAAAGAGUUUGGUUUUAAGCUUGUGCCCUACGGAGGCAAUGAUGCUGAUGAAGAAGUAUAUGACAUUGACAUUGAUCAUGACAUCUUGACAUCCGAACAGAACAAUGCCACUCGUCUUUCUCUGGCUGAUGAAACGUUUUUCCAACUGUCUGAUUUUAAUAUUCCUGGGAAAUUCUAUUUAUUUGGCCGGGAGAAUCUUGUUUACUCGAACAUAGUUGGUAAAUCUUAUUCUCUCCUAUUACAUGGAAGAAACCUCACGAAUAUGUUACUCGUCCCAAGAUUUAUUCAGGGCAAGGAUGAUCAGAUGAUACGUGCAAAUAAUAUUUGUAGGAUUGAUAUUGAUACAACCUCUGAUGACACAAGUACAAGGAAUUGAACGCGAUUAGGUUCAAGCAUACUCCAAACAUAAGGAAUUCAUUGGUGGAGCAUAAAGAGUUGAAGACACCUUAGUAGCAAGCAUCGAAGAGUACAUAUUGGUGAGAAAUUUGGUCCUUAUGAGAGGCUUCCUUGGGCUCAAUAUCAUAUCCGAAAGGUUCACUGGUGAGUUUCUAUCCAUCUCCCUUGCUCACCCUGACCAGAUAAUGUAAACAAGAAAGAUAGAAGUGCUGCAAGGUGCGGAGUAGGCCGAUGUUGUAUUAAGACUUUAGUGCUCCAUGUGAUUGGGAUUGGAGAACUGUGAACAAAAUUAAUGGAGAAAAAAGGCUGAUGUAUUUCUGGCACCCCAGAUCGAGCAGCAAUUAAAAUGUUCAGCUUUGACAUGGUUGGCCGUGCUCUUUUCUGAAAUGUUGACAUCUCUCAUACAAUAUGGACAAUGUACUUGCAAUUCAGACUUUCCUUCUUCUAGGCAAGCUUAUUACAGUAUGUUAUUGCAAGUGACAGAUUAUGAUCCGAGUUGGCAUACAAGGUGUUCCUUAGAAGUUAUUGUUAUAUCCAAAAUUCAACAUGGACCUUACUGAUGGGCUAGGCCCAUAAAGAAGAUGAAGAUAUGGACUGACACGCUCAAUAUUAGGCUCGGCAAUAUGUGGGCGCGCCCACAUAUUUGACCGCGUCCAAAAGGACCUCCAGUGAGGGCGCGCCUUAGUUGGAGGAAGAAGACACAUCUCAAUUUUAAAAGGAAAUGAUUUAAAUGAAGACCAACUUUGUGGGCCAGGCCCAUGAAGAUGAUGACGAAAGACUAUAUUAGGCUGGAGUGUUUGUGAUUGAGCCGGGUCAUAUGUGGCCGCGCCCUUUUUUCAUGGCGCGCCCUGUUGUUGAGGACACAUUAAUAUAUGAAGAUAGUUUACAUGAUGAUAAGGACAUGAUGUGACAUAUUGUGCUCAGGGGGAUGCCCUUAAGCAUAUGUGGGGCCUACUGUUGACAGUAGAAGACUCUACCUUGUAUUCUGAGGAGUCGUCCUUCUUGGGAGGUAGAGGAUGAAGACUAGAGAAGACCUAGUCUGGCAAGUUGUCCUUGUCGGGGAGCUUAUGGAACCUUCUUGAAGAUAUAUCGAGGAAGGCUCUAUCUAUGUAGUCUGGUGAGUUGUCCUCAUUAGGGAGUAUAGAAAGGCCUUUUUCAUUUGGGGUAAGUCUUGGACCGCUCGAGAGUCUACAAGACGCAUUACUAGGCAUCAUCGUAUUGGGCCCCUUUCAGGAACGCGGCAGAAGGGGAAACCGAAUCCAAGUAGGUAUCUUAGGAGAAUAGAACUACGUCCGGCUUGAUUCCCUAUAAAACGGGGUACGUAGGCACAUUUUAGGCAUCGGCAAUUCUUGAGAGCAAGAUACUAGUGAAGGAACCCUAGUCUUUUUCGCAAUCACGAACUCUAGUCUACGAUCUCAGCCACAUCUACAUACAUCACCACCACUCUGCGGUACGAGUAGCGACCGUCACAAAUCUUGAUUCCGGCUACAACCUCGAAUUUUGUUGACUACCAAAUUCCUCUGUUAACAAUUAUGCUCUAGAGUUGAACUUCAUAUCGAUUCGGGCUAUACUUUUAAGAUUUUCCUAUAUAUUAGGACGGCCCCCAGUUGAAAGUUGCUAGUUACAACUUACAACAAUUUUCGCCAAAUUCAAUAAUUUAAAAACUAACCUCCAUUAGCUAAUAAAGGGCGCAACACGACUUCUUAAAUAAACAAACAAAAUCUCAGGAAUCGUGAGUUAACUCUAAACAGCUAUACAACAAUUUUUGCUAAAUUCAAUAAUUUAAAAACUAACCUCCAUUAGCUAAUAAAGGGCGCAACACGACUUCUUAAAUAAACAAACAAAAUCUCAGGAAUCGUGAGUUAACUCUAAACAACUCCAAAAAUAUGUCUACAAUAUAGAAUCAAAGUUACUCCAACAAUAACAUCAUUUGCAUUCAGAAUAACUUCUUAAAAACCACGAUUCUUAUUAACAUACUUGAUACCAUACUGGAUAUUAACCUCCAUUUUGUGUUGUUAAUCACACUUUUCUUUUGCAUAUUCAUUUACUAACCAAAUAUCUUAUAACUAAUUAUUUUAUGUCUUUCAGAAUUAUAUUCACAAAAGAAAGUGACCAGGUAAACUUUUCAUCAGUUAAACCACAGUCCACAAAACCAUUAAAAUAAUAAAUAAAUUCUAAUGUCCGGACCUUUUCAUAACGAACAAUUAUCAAAUUUUAAGGGUUUUUUUGUUAGGUUCAUGUACAUGAUACUUUUAUACCUAAAGGGCAUUCUUCUGACAUCCAAUUUUUGUUAUAGUUAUUUAACUUUGUGGAGGACUUCCUUUAGCUCUACUGAUUUUGGCUCUUUUCUUGUUGGUAAGAAAUUAGAAACCAUUCCUGAUGGUGACAUUGUCGGAUAACUUAAUAUAAGGUUCUGACUCCUUGCCAGAUGAUGAUGUGAAGAAUAUAUUCCUUUAUAUUACUUUUUUUAUUUCUAGAGAAUACCAUAAUCAUACAGUUAAUAAUUGAUAUAUAUCUAAUGCAUGUUAGCUGCAAGAAGUUGUUGGUAUUUUUCAACCCGUUGAUCGAUGUCUUUCGAAAAAUGAUUUGGUAGAAAAAUGAUGAUUCAUCUUUUAAUGAGGGACAUGGGAAACUAUAUAUUGUUCACAAUGAAUAACCUGAUGAGCCUGGAGAAUGAAGUAGGUUAUGGCUUAACUAUUAUUGCUUUGACGGGGAAAAAUUUAAGAAAACACACUUCUAGUGAGGCUGUUUUGUAUCUGAUGUACCUACUUUUCUG
Messenger RNA from Daucus carota subsp. sativus, 6340 nucleotides. Its product is annotated as disease resistance protein RUN1. Gene Ontology annotation, molecular function: ADP binding; protein binding. The transcript has 12 exons. The record is from RefSeq and is a predicted model, not a curated record. The coding region runs from base 104 to 3544 and encodes 1146 amino acids. Lineage: Eukaryota; Viridiplantae; Streptophyta; Magnoliopsida; Apiales; Apiaceae. Gene Ontology annotation, biological process: defense response; signal transduction.